Fusarium venenatum is the source of this 972-nucleotide messenger RNA. RefSeq lists its product as uncharacterized. Lineage: Eukaryota; Fungi; Ascomycota; Sordariomycetes; Hypocreales; Nectriaceae. The record is from RefSeq and is a predicted model, not a curated record.
AUGGCUUCAAAUACUACAAAUAUACAUAACAAUACCUCUUCCACAGCAGAGAAUGUCACUUUAUCUUCUGCACCUACUUCACCUUCAAUGCCUCCCAAGCACGAGGCCGAACCACCAGACGACGAUGUCGCCGUCGUUCGAGGUCCUCCGCCGCUGCCGUACAACCUUCGAGAACAUAAACUCAUGAUCUUCCUGUUCUGGAUGCUCAUCCUCACAGAGUGCACGCUCAUCCCCAUCAUCUUUUACUUUUGCAUAGCCAACUUGACCGACAUGCGACCCGGCGCUAUGUUCGCCAUCAUCACGGCCAUGUUUGGCUUCAUCUCGGGCGGCGAGUAUGGACUAAGAGGAUUGAGGCUGGCGUUGAAGAAGGAUACAUAUCGGCCGCUAUUUGGGGCAGGACGUUGGAACUUUGAUACGGUGCAUCUCGUCCUCGGACAGCCCUACUUUGUCAUGACGGCGCUCAUGAUCGGCUUCAGUAUUCCUGAUCCACCGAUAAUGAGAGGACUGAGUAUCAUCAUGCCGGUCGGUAUCCUCAUGGUGACGAUAUACAUGAUGUGGACUGGCAUCGCGCAUCACUUUGGCUGGCAUCUUCGCCAUCAUCGUCUCAGCUCUCACGUCGUAGGCCAAGUCUACCCGCCUUUGACGUUCUGCAUCAUGGAAGAUAUCACAGCAUGCGACGGCGGUGGUGGUAAGGAAUACCGCGAGGCAGCGCUGAAAAGGUACAACGCGUCACCUCGAUUCCGACGGAUGUUGGUUGAGAUGCUCUGGGGUUGGGCCAUUACAGGGUCGCUUUUGAGUAUUGCGCUUAUUGCGCUGGCGUGGACUUUGCCAGUCGAAAUCGCGUACACGCUAGGAUGGGCUGUUCCGAGUGUUUGGGGCGCAAUUGGGGCAUGGGUCACGAUUAAAUGGGGGCAGAGGAGUAUUAGGAUAGAGAAUGAGAAUUGGGAGAAAGAUCAUAAAGUGGGUGCAUAA